Ananas comosus (pineapple) is the source of this 1893-nucleotide messenger RNA. RefSeq names its product pyruvate dehydrogenase E1 component subunit alpha-3, chloroplastic. Gene Ontology annotation, biological process: pyruvate decarboxylation to acetyl-CoA. Bases 184 to 1515 code for a protein of 443 amino acids. Gene Ontology annotation, molecular function: pyruvate dehydrogenase (acetyl-transferring) activity. NCBI's taxonomy places the organism in Eukaryota, Viridiplantae, Streptophyta, Magnoliopsida, Poales, Bromeliaceae. The record is from RefSeq and is a predicted model, not a curated record. The transcript is spliced from 3 exons. Gene Ontology annotation, cellular component: intracellular membrane-bounded organelle.
UCUCUUUCCUUAUAUCCCCCCUUUCCCCUUCUCUCUCUCCUCCCCCAUUACCUCCCCUCUUCUCCUCUCUCUCUCUCUCUCUCUCUAUAUAUAUAUAUAGAGAUCUCCGCAAUCUCCGUAGCCAUUGUUGUUGCUGUUGAGGAGGAGGAGCACGCGCCGGAGCACGCUAGGGCACCGUCGAAGAUGUCGGCUUUCUCCGCCGUGAAGAUCCUCCACGCCCACCCCUCCCUCGCCGUCCGAUCCUCCGCCGCCGAGAGCAGCAGCAACAAGCCCAAACCCUCGUUCCCCUCCUCCCCCUCCUCGCCCUUCAACAGCACCAAUCCCUCGUCUUCGUCGUCUUCUUUGAGCUCUUCGCCUCUUCGUGGGAAUCGCCGUCGCCCGAUCCUCGCCGUCUCCUCCGAUGUCGUCAGCAAGAAGCAGCAGCAGCGGCCGCCCCUCGUCGCCACUCCGGCGGUGACCCGCGAGGAAUCGUUGGAACUCUACGAGGACAUGAUCCUCGGCCGCACUUUCGAGGAUAUGUGUGCGCAGAUGUACUACCGUGGCAAGAUGUUCGGCUUCGUCCACCUCUACAACGGCCAAGAAGCUGUCUCCACCGGCUUCAUCAAGCUUCUCUCCCGCGCCGACAGCGUUGUCAGCACGUACCGCGACCACGUGCACGCGCUGAGCAAGGGGGUUCCCGCACGUGCCGUCAUGGCCGAGCUCUUUGGCAAGGCCACUGGUUGCUGCCGUGGCCAGGGCGGCUCCAUGCACAUGUUCUCGGCCGAGCACAACCUCCUCGGCGGCUUUGCCUUUAUUGGCGAAGGGAUCCCUGUCGCCACUGGUGCGGCAUUCACUUCCAAGUACCGUUAUGAAGUGCUUAAAGAGUCGAACCCUAAUGGUCUCGAUGUUACUUUGGCCUUCUUCGGCGAUGGGACUUGUAACAAUGGCCAGUUCUUCGAGUGCCUUAACAUGGCACAGCUUUGGAAGCUGCCGAUCGUGUUUGUUGUGGAGAAUAAUCUGUGGGCAAUCGGGAUGUCACAUUUGAGGUCUACUUCGGAUCCAGAGAUUUGGAAGAAGGGGCCUGCGUUCGGGAUGCCGGGUGUGCAUGUGGAUGGGAUGGAUGUUCUUAAAGUCAGGGAGGUGGCGAAGGAGGCGAUUGAGAGGGCACGGAGAGGGGAAGGACCAACGCUCGUGGAGUGUGAGACUUAUCGGUUCAGGGGGCAUUCGCUCGCCGAUCCGGAUGAGCUUCGCAAACCCGAUGAGAAAGCUCACUAUGCCACAAGAGAUCCCAUCACGGCCUUGAAGAAGUACAUCCUCGAGCACAACCUGGCGAGCGAGUCCGAGCUGAAGACCAUCGAGAAAAAGAUCGAUGAUGAGAUCGAAGAGGCCGUGGAGUUUGCCGACUCGAGCCCUCAUCCUCCUCGGAGUCAGCUUCUGGAGAACGUGUUUGCCGAUCCCAAGGGUUUCGGUAUUGGCCCUGAUGGUAAAUACCGCUGCGAGGAUCCCAAGUUCACACAAGGCACUGCUCAAGUCUAAGAAAGAGGUUUGAAAGAAGCCACUUUAAUGAAACAACAAAUGCUUGCUGGACUGAUGUGAUCCACAAAGUUGAGCGAACCCCACCUUUUUUUUUUUGUUGUUGUUGUUACUGCUUUUAAUAUCUAUUCUUAUGUUGUUUUCAAAUUUUCCGUUGUGUUGGUCAAUCUACUAGUCCAUCUCUUAUGACAAAAGAUAAUUUGUCAUGUUUCUAGAGAACCUAAGGGUAUGAUAGGAUUAAAUUUACCCAUUAAUUGCUAGAGCUUGCUGCUUAUUUGAUCUCAGUGAUGUUUCCUCUACUAAGACUUGUUCUACUUGAUUGAAGCAAUAUGAUAUACUUUUUUGUUGUAAUAAAAAGUUGUUUAUGUUCUUUUCAUGCAA